AUGGAGGACUUCAUCGUCAGCCCGACGAAACUUGGAGCGGGUUCGUACGGAGACGUGUACAAAGUCCGCUCAAAAGCGAACCCCGAAAACGUAUUCGCGAUGAAGGUGUUUAGGCCAAGCGUGCGCUUGGGGUCCUCGCACGGCCUUUUGGAUUCGACCGUACGAGAGCUGUCGUGUUUAUUCGCGCUUCGAGGUCACCCGCAUAUCGUGCAGAUGAACCAAGUGUUGUUCUAUAAGGAAGAUGUAGCGGUGUUGAUGGGCUAUUAUCCGUACACGUUGUUUAAUGUUAUCACACAACGUUCCCCCGCGCCGACGUCGAUCGUAGCGCGAAUCUCACUUCAGAUAGCCGAAGCGCUCGCGUACAUGCACGACCUGAACUGGAUACACCGAGACCUGACAGCCAGCAACGUGAUGCUAACCGAAGAUCUGACCGUGAAGGUCGGCGACAUGGGACUUUCGCGUAACGUAGCAGACUGGAUGUCGGGAGAAACCGUUACGGCGCCCUAUAGAGCACCGGAGCUGUUUACGUGCGACGACGCUACGAAAUCGUACACGAACGCGAUAGACAUGUGGAGCCUGGGUGUGCUCAUCGCCGAGUUGCUGGAGCACAGAGUCUGGUUGUUUAGAAACAAAAGAGCGGGUCGGAUCGUGUACACCACGUCUGAGAUUUUACAACAAGUCUUCGAACCGGAAGAGUACAAAAAGACGGGAAAGAAACCCGCCGUGUUCAACAUCGAAGGUGUGCUGUCGCGUGUGAUCCAGAAGGAGACCGCUAUAAAGGAUGUUGUGUUUCAACUACUGACAGUGGACCCCGGUGACAGAUUGACGGCGCGGGGAUUUCUAGCACAGAAAAGGUGGCGCUCAUUAAGCAAGACCGUAACGCCCGACGAAAUCAAUGUCAUAACAACAGAGAUUCAUAAUGUAUAA
Messenger RNA from Austrofundulus limnaeus, 927 nucleotides. Its product is annotated as serine/threonine-protein kinase ssn3-like. The coding region runs from base 1 to 927 and encodes 308 amino acids. The transcript has a single exon. Gene Ontology annotation, biological process: protein phosphorylation; mitotic DNA damage checkpoint signaling. The record is from RefSeq and is a predicted model, not a curated record. Gene Ontology annotation, cellular component: cytoplasm; nucleus. Lineage: Eukaryota; Metazoa; Chordata; Actinopteri; Cyprinodontiformes; Rivulidae. Gene Ontology annotation, molecular function: ATP binding; protein serine/threonine kinase activity.